AGCAGUAACGGAUAAUAUCGCGUGUUUCGCAGGCUUUAACCAGACACUUUGAGCUUCCUGUGACACACGACACAUACUGUAUGUUAAAGGCGAUUCAGGAAAUACUCGUUGUCAAUCCAAACAUGUUACAGAUAAGGAUGUUGUGUGUGGUUUUUGGUCGACACGAUGUCUGUGUUGUUUCCUAUAACUAAUUUAACCUUUUAAUAGGGUUGGGGUUUAUGAGCAAACACCGGAACAUGUUUUACCUUUGAAUGCAAGUCCUGGUAAAUUUAGCAUCUAAGAACUCUGCUUCAUUCUUGGUUUAAAGAAAAAAAUAUUUUAAAAAAAGUAUUCCACCACUUUUUCUUUUAUUUUUUUUUCACGAGUCAAUUGCUUUUACUCUUUCAUCCAGUGCUCUGGCAGACUGAGUGCUUGAACUCUUUCCACUAGACUGACUCAAAUCCAGAGUUGUUAGUAAACAGUGGCAGGACCUCUGGAUGGACAGGGAGGUUCUCCAAGAAAAAAAAAAGUAGCAACAAGCUGCGGAAACCAAACUCAAUUCAUAAAUAUAACUUCAUUUACCUUCUGUAGGAGGAACAUAUUCAACUAAAACAUGUUUUCAGAGGCGGUAUAUUGUGCUAAGAUGAUGGAGUAAGACGUCGGUGUCCAAAAAGAAAGCUCCAGGCAAAGAAACUAGAAAGUCCUAUCGACGGAACAAAAUCCAAGUCACGUCAUGGAUGGAAUAGAGACCUUGCAGAGCUCGACCGCAGAAACCAAGGCUGAGCGGAUUGCCCGCUACAAGGCGGAAAGGAGGAGAGAGCUCGCCGAACGUUAUGGCAACAUGGAAGAAUACACCUCCAAGUACGUUCGCAGGGACAGAAAAGCCGACGACGCGUCAGAAACGGUCCCUUCCACUACCAAAGAUAACGGAACAGAGCCGACGUACAGCAGGAGAGGUGUAAGGAACAACGCGGAGCAAAAUGAGGAUGAGACUAAACCAGAGAAAGAGGCCACGACUCACGUCGGAGCAGAGUCAUCAUCAUCGAUACUGGAGAAUGUCUCCGCGGUGAAGACGUCCUAUCAAUGCAGUGUCCACAUAGCCAGACGUGUCUGCUCUUGACUAAAGAGCCCGAGGGGAAAGACAAGACAGUGCAGAGAAAUUGAGGCUUGUGAAGGUUGGAUUGUCUUCAUCUGCCAAAUAUUCUUUUUUUUUUUUUUUUACCCUCUACUUUAUGAAGCAACAUCAGCUGAAAGGUGUAAUUAAGUGUUGGAUCAGUUGAUUUAUAUGUUUACAUAAGAUAUUUUUAUAGUUGAAGCAGGAAAUAAAGAUGGAGUAGGACAAAGGUUCACAACCCCUGGUCCGGGGACCAGUGGUGGUCCGUAGGUCAUUUAGUACCGGGCUGCAGUCGGACACAGUGGAAAAUUUUUUGAAUUUACUUCAUUCAAAAAGAAUCCAGUCAUAUCCCUUGACUGACAGAAUAAAGUCUGAAAGAUGUUUUAUUUUGAAAAUAUUGAGACUAUUGGUUUGAGUCUGACUGAUUUAUUUUGAUAAUCUGCCAAGUCAAUUCCAUUAAACAGAAUUUCCUCAGCAUCGUGUAUCUGUUAAUAAUACAUUUUAUGAGGACAACACCUCAGUUGUAAUUUUUAGUUUUAUGUUUAAUUGGUCAUUUAGCAAAAUUAUUGUUAUGAUUAAAUUAACUUCAGACUUCCGUGCGGUUACAGUAGUGGGUUCUGACUUUUCCCCUUUUUUUUUUUUUUUUUUUAACAUGGAGAAAGUUGAAAAUCAAAGGUAACCCUUUUAAGCAAAUGUCCGCAAACUUUUUUUUUAAACUGAUUAUUAGGUUGUGGGGAAUAAACACAAUAAGAGAAAAUGAUGACACUGACUGUAUUUUAUUUACUUUUUUUAGAGCCACAUUGUGAGCCUUAGUUGAUCUUCUUGAAAGGAGCCAAAAAAACAAAACAAAAUGUGCCAAAAAUAUUGCGACUCCUGAUUAUCUACUUGUCACAGAAGGAAACAGCUGUAAGACAAAAGUACUUCAACAACAAGUGGCAGUAGAUUAUCACAUCCUCAUGUCAUCAUCAGUUACUGACAGUUUGUUUUUUUUUUACUUGGUUACAUCUUACUUCACUGUUAUUUGAGGUCUUUUUUUUUACUAUUUUAUAGUGUUUCAUAUUUGCAGUCAUGUAGUAUUUGUUUUGUUGAAGUAAUGGAUAAUGUCAUUAGAAUUAUUUGAAACAGAGAGUGAAUUGUGAUUAUUUAGUAAAUGAAUACAGAAUUUAACAAAAAAUAUAUAGUAUAUAAGGAUUCCUGUGAUAUAAAAUAAAAUGAGGUUUUAAUUAUGAGUUCUUACCUACGACACAGACGAUACAGUAGCGUCUAAUGGUGGCAUCUGUGGAGGAGGACGGGGAGGAAGGGAGGGAAGAGAGUUGGCCCGUACGUAGACACUUGAUUCUGUAGCGUACCUGACACGUACACUAUAUAACUUACAUAAACUUAGAAUUAACUUCCUUUUUUUUUUUUACUUCCUUUUUUUGUGCUAUUUUCCAUUUGUAUUCUUUCUUUAGGGGCACCGUGCUCAUAUUUAUCGAC
Messenger RNA from Cynoglossus semilaevis (tongue sole), 2569 nucleotides. Its product is annotated as supervillin-like. The transcript is spliced from 3 exons. Lineage: Eukaryota; Metazoa; Chordata; Actinopteri; Pleuronectiformes; Cynoglossidae. Bases 713 to 1099 code for a protein of 128 amino acids. The record is from RefSeq and is a predicted model, not a curated record.